UAAUUUUGAGCACGUCGGACGUGGAGCUGCGAACGGUUCCUUUUAUCUGGUCGGUGUGUGUGCUGCUGCGCUUGGCUGUGUUAUAGUGUGUGUAUGUUUUAAAUAAGUUUCCUUAAGAAUAUACGUAAAAAAAUCGUCAACGUUGCGGUUUUCUUUGUCUCUUGCUAAAUUUUUGGUGGCGUGUUUUUAAACGGAAAGUGCAGAAAAGUAACGCGAAAACGUGUGAAAUCCAGCAACCCACAUAUAUACAUAUAUAUAGUUUAACCUCAUAACAAAUACAACAACAAAUCCAACCAUGAGCUGGCAAGAUUAUGUAGAUAACCAACUUUUGGCCUCGAAUUGCGUGGCUAAGGCCUGCAUUGCUGGACACGAUGGUAACAUUUGGGCGCAGUCUAAGGGAUUCGAGGUUACAAAGGAGGAACUGUCCAAAUUGAUUAGCGGCUUCGAUCAGCAGGACCUGCUCACUAGCAAUGGUGUGACACUAGCCGGCCAACGGUACAUUUACCUCUCAGGCACAGAUCGUGUGGUGCGUGCCAAGCUGGGCAGAAGCGGUGUGCAUUGCAUGAAGACAACACAAGCCGUGAUCGUUUCCAUCUACGAGGAUCCCGUACAGCCCCAACAGGCCGCUUCCAUUGUAGAGAAACUCGGAGAUUAUCUGAUUACUUGCGGGUACUAGAGAAUAAAACACCAUACAACAACACCAUCAACAACAACAACCAACCAACACACCAACAACAAACAGCAACAAAUUUGAUAUGAGAAGGAAAAAACAAAAACAACAACCACUAAUAACAUAAAAGUAAUUAUUAAUAUUUAAAUUUAUGAAGGCCAAGAUAAAAGAAAUUGUUGCGGUUUUUGUGGGCAUAAGAAAUAAACGAGAAAUGUGUCGUCGUCAACGUAACUACAAAGAACUUUACCCCCAACUACAACAAAAUUAUAAAUUUCUGCAUUAUUAUAAUUAAAAUUUUGGUUCAUACGAGAUAAAAUAAAAAAUCACAAAAAAAUUACAAAAAAAUCAACAACAACAA
Messenger RNA from Scaptodrosophila lebanonensis, 1028 nucleotides. It is a transcript of the gene chic, whose product is annotated as profilin. The transcript is spliced from 4 exons. Gene Ontology annotation, cellular component: cell cortex. Lineage: Eukaryota; Metazoa; Arthropoda; Insecta; Diptera; Drosophilidae. Gene Ontology annotation, molecular function: actin monomer binding. The record is from RefSeq and is a predicted model, not a curated record. Bases 296 to 676 code for a protein of 126 amino acids.